This is a messenger RNA of Xylaria bambusicola, 1874 nucleotides long. RefSeq names its product short-chain dehydrogenase. The transcript is spliced from 2 exons. The record is from RefSeq and is a predicted model, not a curated record. The coding region runs from base 323 to 1396 and encodes 357 amino acids. Gene Ontology annotation, molecular function: oxidoreductase activity, acting on the CH-OH group of donors, NAD or NADP as acceptor. Lineage: Eukaryota; Fungi; Ascomycota; Sordariomycetes; Xylariales; Xylariaceae.
UCCCCUAGCAGGCCCCUAGGCGGUACAGGAGCUGCCCCCGUACCACUGUGAAACAGGUGGCCCCUAGGUCAACGUGUUUCAAGCGGAAACAGAGCACAGAAGAGACGAACAUCCAUCGCAAGAAACAGACCACCGACGACGGUGACAGGAUUCGAGAUCCUCAUCCCCCUUCCUUCCUUCUAGCCAGCCACAUACCGUCCUUUAUUUUCAUUUCUCUUGCUCUAAUUAUUUGGCGCGGUUGCUGGUCAACAAAUCACCAAUUCGACAAAGUCACCUUCCUGUGCGCACCAUUUUCCAACCCACCACUACCAUCACCACCGUCAUGGAUCGUUCGCGCGCGCCGACGAGAGACUCCUGGUUUGCGCCCAUAUCCGUCGAUGUCUUCCUCAAAGUCCUCAACGUCACCCUCCUCCAUCCUUUCGUAGCAUGGAUCAUACCAUUAUGCUUUCGCGCUGAGCACCAGGCCUGGGAUACACGGCCCAUGACCGUCAGUAUCGCAUGGGCAACCUUUGUGACAUUGCUGUGGAUGGGGAACGUCCUGAGUCAUAAGAUCGCAUAUGGCAUGCAUCGCGAAGUUGAUUUGCAAGAGGAGGUCAUUGUUGUCACGGGAGGCUCGAGCGGACUUGGCCUGCUGAUCGCAGAGGUUUACGGCAUGAGGGGCGCGACGGUUGCGGUCCUCGACACCAAGCCGCUUGAGAGCACCGAAGCGCGGGGCAUCACAUAUUACCAGUGCGACGUCAGUGACAAGGGACAGAUUGCUCGCGUCGCGUCUGAAAUCGAGCGUGAUCUCGGAACGCCUACCGUCCUGGUCAACAACGCCGCCAUUGUCGUUGGCAAAAAACUGCUUGACAUGAGCGUUGACGAAGUCGAUAGGAGCCUGAAGACCAAUCUCCUCUCACACUUCUACACCGUCAAGACCUUCCUCCCUGGAAUGAUCAACAACGAGACAGGGGGCACCAUCGUCACCGUUUCGAGUGUGAUCGGUCACCUCGGUGCCGCUCAGCUGUCUGACUAUGCAGCGGCGAAAGCCGGUGUGACGGCCUUGCAUAAGUCUCUCGCUGCUGAGCUGCAGGAAUACCCUGAAAUCAAGACGAUCCUAGUGACGCCUGGUCAGCUCAGCACGCCCCUCUUCCAUGGUGUCCGCACGCCCAACUCGUUCAUCGCUCCCAUUGUAGAGCCAAUCGACAUCGCUAAAGAGAUCAUCAAAGCCAUCGAUCUUGGUCUGAGUGACCACAUUGGCAUGCCGCUCUACGCCCGCUGGGUUGACUGGUACAAUGUGUUACCAGUAGGCCUUCAGAAGAUUGCUCGGAGUGUAUCCGGUAUAGAUCGGAGUAUGAAGACAUUUAUUGGUCGUAAGGCUACAGAGGACAAAGAGAAGGACGGUAGUCUGAUAUGAUUGCAAAGGAAACAUACAAACCCAGGUAUUGGCCUGUAUGGUCACUUGGAUGCUGGCAUCUAUGUAACAGAUAGUGUAUAAUGUAUCAGCAUAGCAGUCUGAAUUGGUUCAGUUGAAGUGCAUGAGCGCCGUCAACACACCCAAAGUUAAUGUCCUCUUCAAGUGGAUCACCGUGUUUGAGAUAGAUUGCACAUCUUGACUUAGAUGGCUACUCGAUGUAACAUAUCUCUUCCAACAUGGCCAAUAAGGUAGUGUAGACUCGUACUUGAGAUAGAUGCACCUCAAGAAUCCCUCAUCCGGCAGCUCCGAAGGACAAGCGACUUUCAAGCCCCAUCACCCAUAAUUACCUUAAAGUCGAUGAGCAACCGACUAGUCAGGCCUCCAGUUCACCUGUCUGCCUUGCUCGUCAGCUUGCCAGCAAGCCUCCGCCUUCUGCCCUCUUCUCUUUGCCCGGCAUUCUAUUCAUAGCAAUGGGCCA